AUGCAACAAUGCGAUCGGGGGUUGAAGAUGGGGCACCUUUGGUGCUUGGCUGGAUCGAAGAGAAGAAGAAAAGAGAAUGGAAGCAGCGGGAUGUGGGGUCUGCCAUUGGUUUCCGGUGACAAAGCUUUGACAUUUGGUUGUUUGGUGAUCGAGAAGGGCAGCACCGAUUCAACAACAGAUGGGGCACCUUUGGUGCUUGGCUGGAUCGAAGAGAAGAAGAAAAAAGAAUGGAAGCAGCGGGAUGUGAGGUCUGCCAUUGGUUUCCGGUGA
Messenger RNA from Lactuca virosa, 270 nucleotides. The record is from the annotation of a GenBank genome assembly. Lineage: Eukaryota; Viridiplantae; Streptophyta; Magnoliopsida; Asterales; Asteraceae.